Molecule: messenger RNA, 1872 nt
Organism: Sturnus vulgaris (Common starling)
Lineage: Eukaryota; Metazoa; Chordata; Aves; Passeriformes; Sturnidae
Source: RefSeq, a predicted model, not a curated record
AUGUCCUCUGAGCCUUCCCAUGAUGCACCUGGAGGCGCCGCCCUCACCUUGGGCGCACCUGGUGACGUCAUCACAUCUCUGGACCCUUCCCGUGACGCACCUGGAGGUGCCAGCACGGCCCCAGACGCACCUGGUGACGUCACCGCCUCCUCUGACCCCUCCCCCGACGCACCCGGAGGUGCCGCCGCUACCUUGAACGCACCUGGUGACGUCAUCGCCUCCUCCGACGCGCCUGGUGACGUCACCGCCUCCCCCAGCACACCUGGCCCCUCCCCCCACCCCACCCCGCCCUUCCCCUGCCCCACCUGCCCCAAAUCCUUCCCCUCCCCCGCCAAGCUGGCCAUCCACCAGCGCUCGCACACAGGUGAGCGCCCCCUCACCUGCCCCGAGUGCCCCAAGAGCUUCGCCGACCCCUCCGUGUUCCGCAAACACCUGAGGGGCCACGCGGGGCUGCGGCCGCACAGGUGCGGGACCUGCCCCAAGAGCUACGCCGAGAGGAAGGACCUGAGGAACCACCUGAGGGUGCACACAGGUGAGCGGCCGUACCUGUGUGCCGAGUGUGGGAAGAGUUUCGGGCGCUCGUCGUCGCUCGCGUGUCACCAGCGCAUCCACGCCGAGGCCAAGCCCUUCACCUGCCAGGUGUGCGGCAAGGCCUUCACCCAGCUCUCGUCCUUCCAGAGCCACCAGCGCGUGCACACAGGUGAGCGGCCGUACCUGUGCGCUCAGUGUGGGAGGACGUUCGCCGACCCCUCGAGUUUCCGGCGCCACCAGCGCGCUCACCAGGGCCUGAAGCCGUACGGCUGCGGCGAGUGCGGCAAGGCCUUCCGGCAGCCGGCCGACCUGGCCGUGCACCGGCGCACGCACACGGGCGAGCGGCCCUGGCGCUGCGGCGACUGCGGCAAGGCCUUCGUGGCCUCCUGGGACCUGAAGCGGCACCGGCUGACGCACUCGGGCGAGCGGCCCUGGCGCUGCGGCGACUGCGGCAAAGGCUUCGGCGAGCGCGCGGCGCUGGGCAAGCACCGGCGGACGCACUCCGGGGAGCGGCCGUUCGCCUGCGGCCGCUGCGGGAAAGGAUUCGGGGGCGUCUCCGGCCUCAGGAAGCACGAGAGGACUCACGGGAGGGAGGAGGGGGCGGGGCAGGGCGGGCCCGGGGAGACGAAGCAGGAGCUCGAGGAUCUCACGGCCGACAUCAAGAAAACGGCGAACAAAGUGCGCUCCAAAUUGAAAGCCAUCGAGCAGAGCAUCGAGCAGGAGGAGGGGCUGAAUCGCUCCUCGGCCGACCUGCGCAUCCGCAAGACACAGAACGUCAUCAAUGUCAUCAUCAUCAUCAUCAUCAUCAUCAUCAUCAUCGCCAUCAUCUUCAUCAAUGUCAUCAUCGUCAUCCUCAACGUCAUCAAUGUCAUCUUCAUCAUCAUCAUCAUCGCCAUCAUCGUCAUCAUCGUCAAUGUCAUCAUCAUCAAUUUCAUCUUCAUCAUUGUCAUCAUCAUCCUCGUCAUCAAUGCUGUCGUCAUCGUCAUCGUCAGCAGCAGCAACAUUGCUAUUAUCAAGAUGGACUCUCAGAUGACGAAGCAGGCGCUGAACGAGAUCGAGACGCGGCACAACGAGAUCAUCAAACUGGAGACGAGCAUCAGGGAGCUGCACGACAUGUUCGUGGACAUGGCCAUGCUGGUGGAGAGCCAGGGCGAGAUGAUCGACCGCAUCGAGUACAACGUGGAGCACUCGGUGGAUUACGUCGAGCGCGCCGUGUCCGACACCAAAAAAGCCGUCAAGUACCAGAGCAAGGCCCGGCGGAAGAAGAUCAUGAUCAUCAUCUGCUGCGUGGUGCUGGGCGUGGUCCUGGCCUCCUCCAUCGGCGGCACCUUGGGCUUGUAG